This is a messenger RNA of Asparagus officinalis (garden asparagus), 661 nucleotides long. Its product is annotated as protein synthesis inhibitor I-like. The record is from RefSeq and is a predicted model, not a curated record. Gene Ontology annotation, molecular function: rRNA N-glycosylase activity. The transcript has a single exon. Gene Ontology annotation, biological process: negative regulation of translation. Lineage: Eukaryota; Viridiplantae; Streptophyta; Magnoliopsida; Asparagales; Asparagaceae. The coding region runs from base 5 to 661 and encodes 218 amino acids.
UCACAUGCAUAAUCGUCUGGUCGUUUCCGUUUUAAGAUUAUUCGUACAAUUAUCUAGUGCAGGGAGUGAGAAAAUGGAGGCCAGCGAGAUCAAAUCCAUAGAGAUCAGCCUUAGCUAUAAUCUGACAGCGGCAAACUACGUGAGCAAGAUCGACAUGAUGCGUCAGGAGAACGCAGCGACUUGGUGUCGCAAUCGUCCUGUACUCCCCACUGUAGUCGACGAAAAGGAUCCUGGUUGGGUGAAGAAGCUCACUUGGUACGACAUUGUACUGGUUUUCAAUGAUGGGAAGAGUAGGGUCAGGCUGAGGAUCCGACGUGACCAUCUCUACUUACAGGGCUUUAGCCUGAACAACGACGGUAAAUGGUUCGAGCUGGGAAAUAAGCACCUGAUCGCUGAAGACUCAACACUUCUUGGUUACGGGCAUAACUACAAUGACCUGUUACGCGUAGCUGGCAUCGAGACAACAGCAGGUCUCACCGGAGUCACCUUUGGGCGACAGAAUCUCAUGAACGCGGCACAAUGGCUUCAAAACCCACCAAACGACAAGAAAAGACCCGAAGCGCUGCUCAUUGUGAUUGGCAUGUUCUGUGAGUCUUCAAAACCCACCAAACGACAAGAAAAGACCCGAAGCGCUGCUCAUUGUGAUUGGCAUGUUCUGUGA